Molecule: messenger RNA, 383 nt
Organism: Ceratitis capitata (Mediterranean fruit fly)
Lineage: Eukaryota; Metazoa; Arthropoda; Insecta; Diptera; Tephritidae
Product: rRNA 2'-O-methyltransferase fibrillarin-like
Exons: 2
Coding region: 55-264 (69 amino acids)
Source: RefSeq, a predicted model, not a curated record
AUAAAUAACGGCCCUAACUGUUGUUUCAGACAUAGCAGUUUCUGUAUUUACAACAUGAAGUUCUUUGCGCUUUUAGCUUUCGUCCUGGCCUUAUUUACUAUGGCUUUCGCCAAUCCUGAGCCUCUGCCCGGUGGUGGCGGCGGCGGCGGUGGCGGUGGUGGUUUCGAGCAAGAGCUCGGCGGUGGUGGCGGCGGCGGUGGCGGUGGCGGUUUCGAGCAAGAGCUCGGUGGUGGUGGCGGCGGCGGUGGCGGCGGCGGCAAGUAAAUCAGCACUGUCAUCUGUAGCUUAGUCUAACAAAUCGCUAAUUGGUUAUUCCUGUUUGGUCUAUGGAUUUUGAACAAAUUAUUAUAUUAAUAAAAGUAGUUUGAAGAAGAAAAAAACAA